Molecule: messenger RNA, 5819 nt
Organism: Schistocerca cancellata (South American locust)
Lineage: Eukaryota; Metazoa; Arthropoda; Insecta; Orthoptera; Acrididae
Product: hemicentin-2-like
Exons: 17
Coding region: 119-2797 (892 amino acids)
Source: RefSeq, a predicted model, not a curated record
GCCGACGUCCGCCACUGACUCCUCCGACCCCCGCGACGGACUUUUUCACACCAGCGAUCCGGCAGUACCUCUGUGCUCCCUCGCGUUUUACAGUUAGGGGCGCGAGUGCGUUGCAAACAUGCGGUUUUCAGGGGUUUUCCUCUUGCUACUGUGUUCGUGUCUCGCAGUUCGAGCGCAUUGGGACGAAGAUGAUGAUGACCGAGUGAGCACCGAGGCAGUGGACGCGGUACUGGGCCGCAGUGUCACUUUGCCCUGCGACAUUGAACCCGCGACCCGCGAGGACCGCGUGUACAUGGUGCUCUGGUUCCGGGACGACGUGGGCAAGCCCAUCUACAGCUUCGACGUGCGCGGGCGGCCGUUCACGAAGGCGCUGUACUGGUCGGACGCGGAGACGCUGGGUCCGCGCGGCUACUUCGUGACGGGUCUGUCGCCCGCCGGGCUCACCAUCGACGCCGUGACGCUGGACGACGAGGGCGUCUACCGCUGCCGCGUCGACUUCAAGGACUCGCCCACGAGAAACUUCCAGGUCAACCUCACCGUCAUCGUGCCGCCCCACCAACUGUUGGUGUACGACAGCUCUGGCCGAGAGGUGGUGGGCGCGGUCAGCGGCCUACUGGAGGGCAACGACCUGGUACUAACCUGCGAGGUGCGCGGAGGCAGACCGCCGCCGACGGUGUCGUGGUUCGUCGACGACCGGCUGACGGAGGGUCAGCUACAGGCGGUGGGCCGACACGUGGUCGUCAACCGCCUGGAGGUGCCGCGCGUGUCCCGGCAGCAGCUCAACACCGCCUUCAAGUGCCAGGCCUCCAACACCAAGCUGGUGCUGCCCCAGGAGAAGACGGUCCGUCUCGACCUGCUGUUACGGCCCUUGAAGACUCGGCUGCUGGAGAGGCCGAGCGUGCUGGAAGCGGGGCAGACGGUGGUGCUGGAGUGUGAGGCAGUCGGCUCCAGGCCGGAAGCCGUCAUUUCCUGGUGGCGGGACAACUACCAGCUAGACAGAGGCAAGGUGGAGACGGACGGCAACGAGACGGUGGUGCUGAGCCGGCUGACGUUUCAACCGCUUCCUGACGAUGACGGCCACGUGUUACGCUGCCACGCCGAGAACCCGCGCAUCCCGGCCUCUGGUCUUGAAGCGCAGUUGCACCUCAACGUAGUCUAUGCGCCAGUCGUGAGGCUGCAGCUGGGGAACUCCCUGAAUCCUGACGACAUCAAGGAGAACGACGACGUCUACUUCGAGUGUUCCAUCCGCGCCAACCCCAAGGAGCACAGGAUAGCGUGGCUGCAUGACGGCGCGCCGGUGGUGCAGAACAUGUCGGCGGGCGUGAUCCUCAGCACGGACAGCCUGGUGCUGCAGGGCGUGACGCGGCACCACGCCGGCAGCUACACCUGCGUCGCCGCCAACGAGCGCGGCGAGACCGCCAGCCGCCCCGUCUUCCUCAGGGUGCGAUUCGCGCCGGUGUGCGCGCACGAGGAGCCUCUGCUGGUGGGCGCGUCCCUGGGCGAGGCGGUGCGCGUGCGCUGCCGCGUGGCGGCCGACCCGGCCGACGACGUCUCCUUCGAGUGGCAGUUCAACAACAGCGGCGAGAGCUUCGGCGUGCCGCCCGCGCGCCUCGGCAACGCCAGCGGGCCCGCCGCGGGGGAACUCAGCUACGCGCCAGCCUCCGACCGCGACUACGGCACGCUCGCGUGCUGGGCGCGCAACGCCGUAGGCCGCCAGGCCGAGCCCUGCGUCUUCCAGGUGCUGCCCGCCGAGCGUCCAGGAGCACUGAGCAACUGCUCGCUGCGCCUGUCGGCCGCGCCGGCGUCUGCGCAGCUGGUGGUGGAGUGCGUGGCGGGCCACGACGGCGGGCUGCCGCAGCGCUUCUUCCUGGAGGCGCACGAGGCGGCCGGCGGCGGCGUCCGGCUCAACACGAGCAGCGCGGCGCCGCGCUUCCGCCUGCAGCUGGCCGCGCUGGGCUGGCGCACGCUGCGCCUCGUCCUGUACGCCGCCAACGCGCGCGGCCGCGGCGACGCCACCGUGCUCGACGACAUCGCGCUCGGCGACGCCGAGAUGCGCACAGAGAAUUCAGUAAAUGGUGAUUGCGGCGGCUGGGACAUCGUUCCACUGGCGGCCCUGCUGACGGGGGCGCUGUUGGCGGCGGGUCUGGCCGUGUUGCUGGUGGCCGUGCUGGCCGUGCGUCGGCGGCGCGCAUACGAGGCGGCGGGCGGCCGCGGGCGCGGGGGCGGCACCUCUGGGGGCGGCGUCUGCAGCGGGGGCGGCGCCGCGCCAGCCCUGCAGCUCGAGAAGCAGCCGCCGCCGCCGCAACACGGCUCCAUGCUCGAGAUCAACCACGGCCACGAGCGCUACGUCGUCUCCUACCGCCUCAAGACGGCCCAGGACAGCUGCGUCGUCGACGGCCGGCAGCCGGACAUCCUCAAGUCUCCCAGGGCUGCGGAUUCGGUACUGGCAGACGCGGCAUCUCGCAGACAGGACCCGAGCUUGCGGCACAGCAACCCGCCAGAUUCGGAAGCCAUUACUGAGCGCCCCGCAGCCGGCCGCCUCCAGCACUCACCCCCGGCGUACCAGCAGCCACCCCCCGUGUACCCGCCGAGCCCGGCGCGGACGCCGCCCCCGCUGCCGCUGCCGGCCGGGGCGCUGUCGCCGGUGUCCACGGCCCCUUCCACGUCUCCCGUAGCUACCACGGCGACCGCAACGCCGCCGUUCGUCCCGACGACCAUUAACCGCGCGUCCAACGGCACGCUGCGCAAGGACCACCUCAUCUCGGACUCCAUCCCCGGCCCCGAGAGCUGCGUAUGACGGCUGCGACCUGCUCGCUUAGCACUCGCGGUGCACGGUGUACGUCGGUGUGGGGGAGCCCCGAAGAAGCAGCUUCUUGCACUGGAAAGCUAUGGCCAACAGGUGCUCGACGUCGCGGUGUUGGGGACCGUUGGGCGAUCUGUCUGAGGCUGGCCUAUAUUACCGUCUGUGUUUAACAUGUGUCUGGAGAGAAGUAUCUUGUUCUGAUGCAUGCUUAUUUUCCUUAUACAUGUCUUCCUAGGUUGUUUGCAUUUCGGCCUACGUGAAUAUCUAGCACUCCGGUCAAUAGUGGAGGUCUUCCCACCGCGAGGUUUUAUGACGUGAAAAACAAAGCCAGUAAGCGUACCCUCUCAGUUUAUUAUCGUUCACUAAAUGACCACAGAAAUUCCGUGAAUGCGGCCGUAAUUAAUUUUUCUGCUUUUCUGAUAUAUGGGCAGUGGAACUACUAGUCACCUUCUGAGCCAGUACCAAUACUCUCAAACUGCAUCGCUCAGAUGAUGACAGGACGUUCUUCCACCGUAAUAUCAUAAAACAAGAAGAUAUGUUUGCAGCGGCAUUGGCUAAAGUUCACGUACCAAUAAUUAAUCCAUAAAAACUUCACGUCCCCUAUGAGAUUGUUUUGCUCAUUACUGAUAAACUAAAUUCCCGUUCAGUCUGUAACUAAUCAGUAAUCAGUGACACGAAGUUGCAACUUAUACCUCUACACAUAUAUGCCAGUUUCCAGGAAAUUACUUGUGGGAGUCAUUUGCUUUUUUUUCCAUCGCGGCAGUUUCUUCUCUUUGUGGAUAGUUGGUUAUGGAUAGAAAUCGGCUCACAAGGCAUUCAUCUGAAAUUUAUUUCUUGAGCAUGUUUCAGAGAUACGUAGAUUUUUAGGGACCGUUUCCUGUUCUGUCUCGACUGCCAGAUUUACUUCACUCACCACAACCGGAAAUUUUGUCCCGAAAGCUUCGUACAUUCUCUACCAAACUUAAACAUUUUAUCCCAUGGCUAGGAAAGCUUACAAACUGGAAUCAGUCAGCAUUCCAACUACAUCUACACCGACCUCAGUAAGCCAGGGUGUUGGUCUGAAACCAUCAAUAUUACAGACUGCUAUCGGCAGUGUUGGCGUGGACAGCAGGUGUCGGUUGGUAUUAACGUGCACUGAGCAGUAGGCCUACGUCGGUUUGCUGGAUAUCAACUGCCUGCUCAAACUCUGUCACUUGCAGCAAUAAUAUUAAUGGCUACGCGGCAAUACACAAGAGUGCUGCUACAUAUGUGGAUGGAGCUGAUUACAGUGAUCGCAUUGUGGUGGUAAUGGCGUGAAACGUUUACGUAUGGCAUAGAAUGUUUAAACGUUUGCCCUCUGUGUAGUAUCAAAUUUUCCACUUGAAAAUAAUCGUAAUGUAUAAACUGCAAUUAAAGUUGUUGAAACAAAGCAUACAGUCAAAGUCGAAAUUGGUCUGCUUCAAAAGUUUGUAAAAUAUAGGUUCGAUUGAGUUAGGAAACUGAUAGUGCUGUAGCGGAUUUAAUAUGGAGAAAGCGAGCAAUUUUUGCUCACGAAUUGGUGGGUUUGACAUUAGGAAGGAACAAGAUGGACUGGAAACUAUAUUUGACUGUAGUGUCGGCUACAGUGAUAGAUGUUGUAUGAAAAAGUAUGUAGUGUACUUUAAUAGAUGGUUGGCGUGAUGAUGCAGCGCAAUACAAGCCCCCGGUUCUCAGGAAAGGAACACAAAGUGGUGUUGGGAUAUGGUGUAACAGAUAUAUAGGCAACCCAAAAAUUCUCAAUUCUCGCUUAAUGUUUAGUCAAAUUUCAGUUCCUUACUUCAGAUGAUGAUACUCGAAAUAAACAUAAAUUUCAAUAAAGCUAGAAUUCACCGACUAAGAACCUGGAGUUUGCAGUUAGCCUACUGUUAAAGAUCUAAACAAUACUGAAAUACUCGAAAUCCAAGUUAUGAACGUUCUGCUCUCGUUUGUUCCCAUUACAUGCUUCAAGACAGUUUCUAAAGACUUCCAGAUGCGGCGCAGUUGCUGUUGAUACUUACGUAACAUAGUUCAAAGUUUCUCCCAAAGAGAAACUAAUAUCAAAAUUCGAAAUUGUUGAUCAACGUUGUGUUUAUCAUUGCCUAUCAAAUUUUGUUGUGCCGUUUAGAGUAUUUUUUUCCUGGAGACUGGAACACAUAAAAAAGCCGAAGCUAUUUCAUAAUGAAUCAAAAAAAAAUAUUGAGACACUAUCAUGGCCAAGUAAUUCCCAGCAAAUCAUAUCCUGCAACAACAACAGAAAAUCCUUUUCUUUAAAAAUAUCUUUUCUGAAUAUUCGAGCUCCCUGACAUCUUACCUGAGCCAACACUCUGUAAGAACAAGAAGAGAACUUACUUCGCUCUUUUAAAAUGCCUCGAAAUAUUCCUUUUAUUAGAAUAAUUUUGAUAUUUUGUGGAAAUGUGAGCAGUCAAUACGGUAAUAUUCACUGCAAGGCCUAUUUAACGGACGGAACAUACGUUUGAAAAAUUGCAAAGUGUAAGGAUCAUGAACAUUGUUAACUGUGUUUCGUGAGACAAAUGUAUGUGAUACUGUUUAAUUCUGUGUGAAUGAAGGCACAGCUGUUGGUGUUUAUAAGUCUAUGUUAACAUUCAGCAAUCUAUGUCUUUGUGCUAGAAAAAGUUGUGCAAGCCAGUAUGGAAGAAAAUCGGUGACAGAAGAUUUGGAGAAUUCUCUUGGGACAAAGUAUCAGUUGUUGUUUGCGAAACUACGUUCUUCCUUUAAAAGUAAAUUAUUUGUUUUGAACUAAUAAUUCAUUUCCUCAUAAUGUCUUUAUUUCUAUUCGUCCCUGAUCUAUUUUCACCGUCAAACAAUUUUCUAAACUGGUUAUGCCAUUACUCAACGAGCAAAAACAAUUAAUGUUCAAUGUAUUACUAUAGAGACGUAAUAUGUGUAAACUGAAAGAGAAUUAUCAGUUCUUAUGUUGUGAAACUACCUGAAGUAAAGAUCAUAUAUAAAGAAGAAUGACUCACUCAAAUUGUACGUUUUGUAAAUAUUUUCAUCUUUU